This is a messenger RNA of Oryzias latipes (Japanese medaka), 1937 nucleotides long. RefSeq names its product caspase a. Lineage: Eukaryota; Metazoa; Chordata; Actinopteri; Beloniformes; Adrianichthyidae. Gene Ontology annotation, molecular function: cysteine-type endopeptidase activity. The record is from RefSeq and is a predicted model, not a curated record. Gene Ontology annotation, biological process: regulation of apoptotic process; regulation of inflammatory response; proteolysis. Gene Ontology annotation, cellular component: NLRP3 inflammasome complex; IPAF inflammasome complex; AIM2 inflammasome complex.
UCACACCAGGCGGAGACACGGAAAGAUGAGCUGGGAAUGCGUGGGGUGUCGGUGCGCAUUUUACGCGCCAGCUCAAAGCGGAAAUUCUGGCCGCAGCUGGAUCUCCUGAGACCUGGGCCAUGGCAGAGGAGCUUUUUAAAGUGAGGUUAAAGUUUGUGGACAAAGUGUCCAAGCCCGUCUUGACUCAGCUGCUUGACAUGCUUCUUCAAGACAAAGUUUUGAAUGAUGAGGAGAGAGAGUCAAUAUGCGAAGAAAAGUCAAGAGCAGACAUGGCCCGCAGUCUCAUCGACACCGUGAGGAAAAAAGGCUCCACCGCCAGCAAGAUGAUGAUUAAUCACUUUGAACAAAAGGAUCCAAUUCUUUUCUCUGAACUGGGUCUGUCCUGUCCGGAGCCAGCUCAGACAAAUUCACAUUCACAGAGAGAUGAGCCAGCAACAACUGUCCUUACCGCAGAGGAUUUCUGGAAGAAGACACAAAAUGAUCCAAAUGUUUAUCCUGUGACCAAAGCUUCUUACAAGAGUCGCGUAGCUCUGAUGAUCACGAACAUUAAGUUUUCUAAUGAGAAAUUGAACCGAGCAGGAGCUGAAAAAGAUGAGGAGAAUAUGGACAGACUGCUUUCAAAGCUCGGCUAUGAAGUGGUGAAACACAAAAGCCUCACUGGAAAGGCAAUUAAUGAAGCUUUCAUUGAGUUUACCAAACACCCCAAACUAAAGGAGACAGACAGCGUGAUCGUGGUUCUCAUGUCCCACGGGAAGCUGGGAGCUGUUCUUGGUGUUGAAUGGAAACAUGACGACGAAAAUCCAGACGAGUUUCCUGUCAACAGCAUUUAUGAACACUUGGGCCCAGAAAAAUGCCCAGCAUUGUUGGAUAAACCCAAAAUCAUCAUCAUCCAGGCCUGCAGAGGAGAUCAAACGGGAUCUGUGUGCAUCAGUGAUAGUGGAAACCAAGCUGAAGAGUUCCUACAUCCAGCUGCUGCAGGAGAUUUACUGGAGGACAACUUGAGAUUUGUGCACAAAGAGAAAGAUUUUAUUUCACUUCUUUCCUGCACUCCCGAUACUAAGGCUUUCAGGUGCCGAGCUCGUGGGUCCCACCUUAUCCAGUAUAUUGUUGAAAUAUUCAACACGGAUGCAGAUACACUGUACAUUCAGGAGCUCUUCAGAAAAGUGAUGCUCCGCUUUGAAAGCUUUGCAUUCAAACACAACAGACAGAUGGCGACCAUCGAGAGAUGCACGCUGCUAAAGCAAUUCUACUUCUAUCCAGGCCUUGGAGACACAAACCAUUCAUGAUGCAAAGUUUACAACAACACCUCUAAUUAUGCUUUAAAAUUCUUGACCUGCAAAAACUGAAUCUUAAGAAAUUAAAAAAGCCCUUGUUUCAAGAAGAAAUUCUUGUUUUCUGUCUUGCAAAUAAAAUAAUCCCAUCAAGAAAGUUUUUUAUUCACAAAAUAAUCUUAGUUUGAGAAAACGUGGUUAGAAGUUUUUCUUAAAAAAGAUUUCUUGGUAAGACCAAUUUUCUUUACUCCAUUAGCAGAAAUGUUUUGCAAAAAUCUACCAAUGAGGUAAGAAUUGUUUAGAUUUAUUUCUAAGGGGCCUGUUUUUGCAGUGUGCCAAAAAACAAAAAGCCUAUGAAGAUGAAAUGAAAUGUCUUUGUAAUCUUUCAUUUUUAAAAAUCUUUAUUAAUAAAAUUAUAGAUAUCAUUCAUGCUCAGAAAGGAAAAACCUUUCCAAAUCGCUCUCAAAGUGCUGUGGCUCGACCUUAGAACUGACAGACUGUGUUGCAGGCUACAACUUUACCAAAAACAUGCACACAUGAGCUGAAAAAUAACUGUUUCUUUUAAAUAAAAUUUAUCUUAUUAUAGGGAUCUUGCUUGAGCUCUGUGGUAACGUAUUCCUGGAGUUUGUGAUCUAGGUUUUGACCAAUAAAAAGAAGAAAAAAAUA